UUAAAACCCAACUGGCGUCAGUCAACGGCAGCGAUACCUCGUCAGUCGUCAACCAAGCGAUCGAUGUGGCGACGUUGAAUAGUUUUUCUUUUGUUUCUGAAUCGAAAUCGAAAUGUUGGCUUGAAUUGAGUGGAUCGAGCCGAGUGUUGUGCUGUGGCGUGGCGUGGAGUCCAAACGGUGUACGUUUUCAGAAAUCAAAUCAGUUGAAUGCGGAAAACAGUAAUACGAGCACACCAAUAAAAAUCUUCGGGACUAAUUAAAAACGAAAAUAAAAUUUAGUGACAACUACAACAACAGAAACUCUGAUUUAAAUUUCCCCCACAUUAACCAAAAAAAAAAUCCCCUUAACUUCAAAUUACAAGUUCGACAUAGUCACGAGAAUGGCUUUACAGAAAUUAAAAUUGUCAUUGUCUUUGAUUUUGGCCCUUGGUGCGUUGGCGGUCUCUUUGAAUGCCGGCAGUGCAUUAACCCAACAAACGAAUGCUGUCAAAGAAAAGUUGAAAGUAAUGGUUCUCUAUGAGUCAUUGUGUCCGGAUAGUAUACGUUUUAUUGGCUCACAAUUGGGCCCCAACUAUGAUGGUCUAAAGGAUUAUAUCGACAUAACGUUGGUGCCAUUCGGUAAAUCAAAGUCAAUCAACAAUAAUGGCCUCGUUCAAUUCUUCUGCCAACAUGGACCUAAAGAAUGCGAAGGUAAUCGCCAACAGCUAUGCGUUCUGCAACAAACCACGGAUCAGGCAACACAGGUCAACUUUGUCGUUUGUCAAAUGAGAAAGCGUGAUGUGACGGAUAUUCGAGAGUGUGCCGAAUCACUGGGCCUAUCCAGUGACAUUGAUGCGUGCAUGCACAACGGUCUGGGUACCACAUUGCAACUGGAAGCGGAGCGAGUCACAUUCCUAUUCAAGCCACAAUUCGUGCCGACCAUAGUCUACGAUGGUGUUUUCGAUCAGCAAUUGCAGGACAAUUCGUUGCGUGACUUCCGUGGCACCGUGUGUUAUCUGUUGCAACGACGUGGUGAUAUUUCUUUUCAUUCGGAGGUCUGUCAAUAGGAGACGGAGAGGCGACGACAACGCUUGGUUGACAGUUGCAAGUGAGAGAAGAAGAAACAAAACAAAAACGAAACCCCAGCGACCAAAAUUUAUUUUAUGACAAAAGUUAAGUUUUUUU
Molecule: messenger RNA, 1164 nt
Organism: Musca domestica (house fly)
Lineage: Eukaryota; Metazoa; Arthropoda; Insecta; Diptera; Muscidae
Product: GILT-like protein 1
Exons: 5
Coding region: 381-1046 (221 amino acids)
Molecular function (GO): oxidoreductase activity, acting on a sulfur group of donors, disulfide as acceptor
Source: RefSeq, a predicted model, not a curated record